AUUUGAAAUUCACAAUGAUUAACUUGUAAUAGGAAGAAGGCGGGGGCUUAAAGGCACUCUGUGGGUUUAUGAUCUUCCAGAGAAAGCAGUAUUUUAUUUUCAAGAUAAGCAGAGGACUGACUUUGUUACUGCCAGUUAAACAAGUAUAUCUGGCAUGGGAAUAAUACCAAAGCCUGUGUGUUAGGUUCAGCAUGGGGUAUUUGUUUUGUCUGAGAUGUGUCUGGUUGCAGGCAGUUUGGGAGAGCUGUGCAUGAGGAGAUCAGAGCAGGACAGGGUGUCAUUGUGAUAAACUCCAACUCAAGCAGGAGGAUUGCAGCUGAUAUAAAAAAAAUAAAAAUAAACAAGAGCUGUUGGAGCUUUUACAAACUGUUUACUUUGUCUUUUCAAGAAAAAAUCAUCCUGACACAUGAGAACUUCAGCUCAAAUUCAGGUUAACUAGCAGUCUUGGCCCGAGACAGUGUGUUCUGCACUAAUUUGGUUCACCAGAUCGGUUGUUUCUGUGACCUAGGAAGCUUUUAAAUCUGACUUCAGAUUUUGUUUUGUUUUUAAGGCUUACUAAACACCAUACUAAGUUGAAGGCAUGAACCAGCAUUCCUGUUUGAAAACCACAAAGCCUGCCUUUACCUCAGAACCUGAAAUAGUACAGUUGGAAGUUAUAAUUAGCGUUGAAGCCGUUUUCAGUAACGGAGAAAAUAAGCACAGCAGCUUUUCUAGGAAUUGUAUUGUGCUUGCUUCAUUUUUUUUUUUCUUCUCGCAAUUGUUUGAAAUGGGUGCUGUGUCACGCAAAGGGGCCUGUCCAGCGAUGCUUCCACAACUGCUGGGGAAAAGCUCUUUAGGAUGGUGCUGUGUGAAGAGGAAGGUAACAGCCAAGCGGUUGUGCUGACAGAGCUGCUGGAAGGAAGGUGUGGGGCUGCAUGUUGGGGGGGAGAUGGGGGUGAACCCCCUCAGAAGCAUAGAGACAGGGAGCUAUGUUUCAGAAGUGGGGCUGGGCCAUAGGGAUGUAGCUUGCUAAUUCUAGGAAUCAUGGUGUGAACAGAGCAGUGCAGGUAUGCCAUGACCCACCCUUACUCUUCUUUCCAGCAGCUGCUCACACAAUGUUGCUGCUGCACUCCUCAUGGGAGGAAAAUUAUGAGAGGGUCCUGUACAUUUUUUUGACUUUAUAUCCUAAUAUUAAAUGUGUUAAGCACAGCCUUUGACUGUUUUAAAAAAGUCUUAAGUGGCAUGAUACAAUUUUCUGAUGCUACAGAAAGCUAGGACGUUGCUGGUGGCAUUAGCUCUGCAUGAGCCAUGACACUGUUGGCGUGCAGACCUGUGUGGGGGUGCUGCAGAGAUUCACCAUCCCCUUGUUGCUCUCCCUUAAUGGUCAUUAAUGAGGCACUGAGGACCAAGGAGGUUUCACAAGAGCCUUUGAAGCUGAGUGGGUGCCCUUCCACUAACACUUCUAGCUGUUUCAAACAGUGGAGUUCUGCAUAAAGGAAGUCUGCUUAGCCCCAGGUCUGCAUUAUGGUUACACUGCUCUGCUGUCAGUGGAAAAAUAUUUGGAAAAACUCACAUUAGCCAGGCUAAAUCCUGCUGCAUGCUGACACAGCCUGUUUUUUUGGCAUAGUGUGUGAUGUUGUAGGUGGUAUAACUGUGCUGGCAGAAUAACUUCUCCUGUUGGCACAUACUGUAUUUCCAGUAUAGGUGCAGCAUCAGAUGUCCUUCUGAUGGCCACCAUUCAGCUUUUUCUUCCUUUGUGCUUUUGAACUAGCAUUUGCACUAUUUGUAAUGCCUGUGGAGUCUGUCUGUAAUUCUGGAUCAUUCCCCUUGUCUUGUUCCAUCUGUGCUGAACAGGCUCUAUCGUUUCAGCCCGAUCUCUUUCUAACUGAUUUCAUCUCGGUGGGGCUGGAAGAAACCUUUCCAUUCUUGUCCCCAAAAUAACAUGGUAAGGUUGAACUUUUUACCUCAUCUAUUGGUAAGCAGAGGUCUGUGUGUUUUAUGGCUGGCUGUUUUGUCUUUGCUGUCUCGCAGUUCUGUUCCCACUUCUCCCUGCAUUAGGUUAGGCUGUGCGAUAAGUUCCGUGGUACUUCUAUUGCUUCCUGACGCCAAUGGUUUUUCUGGAGGCAGGGAGUGUUUCCUGUCUGGAAGCUCAAGGCAGUGUUCCUGGCAGAAGGGAUUAUUUUUGUUUCCCUGGCGAGGACCUUUCCCUGUCUUUGUUUUUGUCUCUUUCUCUAAGUUGUUUGUUCUGGUUUGGUCUUGGUGUUUUUGGUAUAGUUCAGUGACAGCUCUAGUUAAACUGUACCAAAUCCAUCUACACAGGACUGUUGCAGCCAAUGUUUGUAUACUGGCUUGGUGAAUCCCUAGGCCAGGCAGCGGUGGUAUUGGGUACAUUGCUUCAGUUUGUGCGCUGAUUUCACUUCUUGAGUGAACAGAAAUGGUUAGCUGUGCUGGUGCAGGGAUGCUGUCUGACAGAUUAUGGUGUUAUGGCAUCAGCCAUGGCAGAGUUAAGUAGUCGUAGUUCCCACCUUUGCUGUGGACCUGCUGUUGCUGUCAUGGCUGCCAUGGGUUGUUCAUUCAGGUCCCCAGGUUCUUCAUAGAAUUGUAUAAUAGAAUGGCUCAGGUUGGAAGGGACCUCAAGGAUUAUCAAGCUCCAACUCCCCUGCAGGGCCACCAAUCUCCACACUUAAUACUAGAGUAUCCUGUAUUUCUGAGUCUCUUGUUGAAUUAUGUUAGCACAACAAAUAGUUGCUUUUUACAGAGCCUUCGAUCAGAUGGAACCAUACGCAGAAGCUGUUGCCAAGGUUGAGGUGCACUUCAGUCGCAGCAUCUUAAGUUGAGGUGUUUACAGAUAUCUGUACAUAAAGAACAUCGUAAACUAGAAAUUCCAGGAUACAAGAGAUCACAACAGGAGAUCUUCAUUAGAAGAGGGAGGCAGAAGCAAGCGUCACAUCUGUAGGAGAUUCCUUUGAAGAAUUUGCUGCAAACAAAGAUACACGUGAAUUUUCUGCAUGACGACUCCCAUACUGGAUUACAUAACAUUAGGACUUCUGACGAUGUUUUGAUCCUUAAAAAUGAUUAGGUUUGUAUAUGAGAUUUAACCCACUUCUGAUGAGUGAUCUAGACAUGAGUUUACAUCGGCAAAUGGGCUCUGAUCGGGACCUCCAGUCUUCGGCUUCCUCUGUGAGUUUGCCUUCAGUCAAAAAGGCACCAAAGAAAAGAAGAAUUUCCUUGGGCUCUCUUUUUCGGAGAAAAAAAGACACAAAACGCAAGUCUAGGGAUCUGAAUGGAGGUGUUGAUGGAAUUGCAAGCAUUGAAAGCAUUCAUUCAGAAAUGUGUACAGACAAGAACUCUAUUUUCUCCACAUGUACCUCUUCCGACAAUGGAACAACCUCUAGCAGCAAGCCAAGCGGAGACUUCAUGGAAUGCCCCUUGUGCCUUUUGCGGCACUCCAAGGACAGGUUCCCGGAGAUAAUGACUUGUCACCAUAGAUCUUGCGUGGAUUGCUUGCGUCAGUAUCUCCGGAUAGAAAUUUCUGAGAGCAGAGUUAACAUCAGCUGUCCGGAGUGCUCCGAACGGUUCAAUCCUCACGAUAUCCGUUUGAUAUUGAAUGAUGACAUCUUGAUGGAAAAAUAUGAAGAGUUUAUGCUUAGGCGAUGGCUAGUUGCGGAUCCUGAUUGUAGGUGGUGCCCAGCUCCAGACUGCGGAUAUGCUGUGAUCGCAUUUGGAUGUGCCAGCUGUCCCAAACUUACAUGCGGACGAGAAGGCUGUGGAACUGAGUUCUGCUAUCACUGUAAGCAGAUUUGGCAUCCGAACCAGACCUGUGAUGCUGCUCGCCAGGAGAGAGCUCAGAGUCUGCGCCUGAGAACAAUCCGUUCCUCAUCUAUCAGUUACAGCCAGGAGUCUGGAGCAGCAGCUGAUGACAUAAAGCCAUGCCCACGCUGUGCUGCUUAUAUAAUAAAAAUGAAUGAUGGAAGCUGCAAUCAUAUGACUUGUGCUGUCUGUGGCUGUGAAUUCUGUUGGCUUUGUAUGAAAGAGAUCUCAGAUUUACACUAUUUAAGCCCAUCAGGUUGCACGUUUUGGGGAAAGAAACCAUGGAGUCGUAAGAAGAAAAUACUGUGGCAACUAGGGACACUUGUUGGAGCUCCUGUAGGAAUUGCAUUGAUAGCUGGCAUUGCUAUUCCUGCUAUGAUUAUUGGAAUUCCUGUGUAUGUGGGACGGAAGAUUCACAAUCGAUACGAAGGCAAAGACAUUUCAAAGCACAAGCGGAACCUGGCGAUAGCAGGUGGUGUAACCCUGUCUGUAAUUGUUUCUCCAGUUGUAGCUGCAGUAACUGUAGGUAUUGGUGUUCCUAUCAUGCUGGCCUAUGUGUACGGAGUUGUGCCGAUCUCCCUCUGCCGAAGUGGAGGCUGUGGUGUUUCAGCAGGCAAUGGAAAAGGUGUUAGGAUAGAAUUUGACGAUGAAAAUGAUAUAAAUGUUGGUGGAACAAAUGCAGCUGUAGAUACCACUUCAGUCGCAGAAGCACGUCACAACCCCAGCAUAGGCGAAGGAAGCGUUGGUGGGCUGACUGGCAGCUUGAGUGCCAGUGGCAGCCACAUGGAUAGGAUAGGAGCCAUUCGAGACAACCUGAGUGAAACAGCUAGCACCAUGGCGCUGGCUGGGGCCAGUAUAACGGGCAGUCUCUCGGGAAGUGCAAUGGUUAACUGCUUUAACAGGCUGGAAGUACAAGCAGAUGUGCAGAAAGAACGCUACAGCCUCAGCGGAGAAUCUGGUACAGUUAGCCUGGGAACAGUUAGUGAUAAUGCCAGUACCAAAGCAAUGGCAGGAUCCAUUCUCAACUCCUAUAUCCCUUUGGACAGGGAAGGCAACAGCAUGGAAGUGCAAGUGGAUAUUGAAUCAAAGCCAGCCAAGUUCAGACACAACAGCGGAAGCAGCAGUGUUGAUGAUGGCAGUGCUGCAGGUCGGAGCAAUGCUGCGUGUUCAUCGGCCUGUGUGCCAGAAAGUAAAUCUAGUGCCACCAAGUGGUCCAAAGAAACAACAGCAGGAAAAAAAUGUAAGGGUAAGCUGAGAAAGAAGAGCAGCAUGAAGAUAAAUGAGACGAGAGAGGACAUGGAUGCUCAGCUGUUGGAACAACAAAGCACAAACUCCAGUGAAUUUGACUCUCCCUCUCUUAGCGAUAGUAUUCCAUCCGUAGCAGAUUCUCACUCGAGUCAUUUUUCUGAGUUCAGUUGCUCAGAUAUGGAAAGUAUGAAAACUUCCUGUAGCCACGGUUCCAGCGACUAUCAUACUCGCUUUACCACAGUCAGUGUUCUCCCAGAGGUGGAAAAUGAUCGCUUGGAAAACUCUCCACAGGUGAGCGGAAUCCCCAUGCCUGUUGCAGCAGCCUCAGGCACUGAUGUUCAGCAGCUGAGUUACAUUGCCGAGGAAAGCAUUACUAGUGGAUCUUCAACAGAUGUAGGUCUAGGUGUUGAUGAAACUCUGAAAGAAGCAAACAACAACCAUGCACAACGUGCUGCGGAAUUAAGCACUGCUAUUCAGACUGAAAUUUAAGCCAAAAAAUGCUGCAAAAACAUAUUUACCACUAAUGAACCCUGUCUGAAAGCUGGUUUAAUUACAUGCAACGGCUUCCGUAAGCUUCAGGUGACCGGCAGAAGCAAGGUUUUGAUACAGCUGCAUUUUAUAUACCUGUCUGUUAAGGCAGAAUACUUCAUAUGGAUCUUAGAGCUGUGUGAAGGGACAUGAAGGCUUUAACAAGUGCAUUACAGCAGUACAAAUACGUCCGUGUUUUUUAUUUUUGCCACAACUUUGCUUGAAAGCAUAUACUUGGUGUAUUUAGAUAAAAAUUGGGUAAUUCUUGAUAUGUUAAAUGCUAAAAUAAGUAAUACAUCCUGCACUGUUCGCUCAAAAAAUAGGGGAUGUGGGAUAAAUGGGUGUUAGCUGAGCAUUAGUGACUUAAAACCAUUCUAGCGUGAACUCGAAGGGAAGCAGAAGUUUUGUGGAGACCUCUACAAACAUCUCUCAGCAGUGAAUAUCCAUAGUGAUCAUUUUGUUUUAUAACUGGGCACACUAUUUGGAAUGCAUGUGGAAUGGAUCGCGUACCUCCAGGUGAUGUGGCCCUGUGUCAGAAGUGUUCAUGUGUACACUAUGAGCGAGGCUACGGCGUGUUACGUCAUUUAGAAGCUGAAGAAAUUGGUACUUGAUACGUGGUGGAAUGGAGGCGUCACCUGUGGACAACAGUGGGGUCGCUUAUUUAUUCACGCAACCAACCGUGCGGCAGAUAAGGCUGCUCUACAUUGUGUAAAACCUGUAAGAUAAUGAUCCAAUGAUUUAUGAGCAUUGUAGUAAAGCAGAUGCAGUCACCUUUCAUGAGGGGGGAAAGCGGUGCCCCGUCAAAUCUUGGUGCCUUGGAAAAGACUGGGUGUGAAGUGCCUGGUCGUUGGAGGAUUUGUCUGUCGUGUUUUCCAGAAUGUCCUCUUUGGCCACCUUCAAACACAAAAGAAAAUCCUAGUGAAUAAAUGACUGGUAGAUAACUGUAUGAUAACAAAGUAUUAGCCUACCAAAGACUCACUCAGGCUUUCGUGAAUGACUUCUUUCACGUGACAUCUCUUUGCAAGAUGUGCAUCUUCAGUCCCAGAGUCGGAGUGCAGGGCAAUGGCUGCCCAGCUGUCACGAUGGCUUCUGGACAUGCUGGCUUAUUUUUCUUUUGCGCAUGGAAGAUGUACAGAUAAACAAAAGCUGAAGUUGGCCAAAGCGCCUGCACUGUCCAAUGUUUUUUUCUUUUUGCUAUGUAAAUCACUAAAAAUGAGGGGAAAAAAAGUUGUGAAUAUCAGAAAAAACAGUUACCAAUGUUCUGUCUUGUGUUCAAUGUAUUGCCAUUAUGGUGCUACUGGGAGUUGGGUUGGAUGAAAAGAAAACGCCAUGUGCUGCAGUUCUCUUCCAUGACUUAUCCUCACCAGUUUCAUUAAAUGCUUAUAACACUAGUGCCAGUUACGUCAUUUGAUAAUGCUUGUUACGGUAUUUGUAUAUUUGCAAUUCAGUUUCGCUCAGUAAUAUGCGUGUAAACUGCAUAUCUGAAAUAAAUGUCUAAGUACUGAG
This is a messenger RNA of Phasianus colchicus (ring-necked pheasant), 7071 nucleotides long. The record is from RefSeq and is a predicted model, not a curated record. NCBI's taxonomy places the organism in Eukaryota, Metazoa, Chordata, Aves, Galliformes, Phasianidae.